GAUUUGCAUCAGUCCCGCUGCCGCCGGUAUGAAAAAUUUAUGCAGGCCAGAUUUCCGUGUGUCAGGGAGAGGGGGCCAGGGAGUGCGAAAUGACACGUUUCUCCCCUGCCGACAGGUGCCAAGAACGGUGAACUGUUUACCGCCGACAGGUCCUUUCCUUGUGGAUGUGGAUUUCUCCAUAGAGGUUCUCAGGACUGGGAGGCGCAGAAACUCGGGACGGUCCGUGCCUGUCCCUGGUGCUGAUACGGCAGCUGUUGUUGUGACGACGGAGGGCAGGCUUGGAAAGUGUGUGCUGAGGCAGAGACAGUGGCGGCGGUAGCGCCCGGAAAGGAUGCGCAGCGGGAAAGAUGGUUAGUGGUGUGAGCGCAGAGCUGGGGCUGCUGAUCUUUACUGUUGCUCACUGUUGCCUGGGAGGUCACAUCCCCUCAAAAACAGACCACUCUUCGGGGCCUUCCGAGCAGCGGGGAUACAGAAUAAAGAGAGAAAACCAGACGGAUUCCACCGUGCCCCUCCGACUGCGGACUUCUAACGACACUGAACCCGCGGAUCACUUAUCGACCAGAUUGAAAGACCAAUACAGAAAUGAUCGCUUGCUACACACGUCUCGUACAAGCUUUCUCGUGCCGGCCUUUGGAAGACAGUUCGUCUUGGACUUGGAGCUAAACCAUGGGCUACUGUCCUCCAGAUACGUGGAGAGAUACUACACCAACCAGUCAAGCAAGCCAGUAGUAGUGAAGGGCACUGAGCAUUGCUACUAUCAUGGCCGCAUCAGAGGUCGACCCGGCUCAACAGUGGCACUAUCAACAUGCAACGGCCUUCUUGGCAUGUUUGAUGACGGAGACAGUCUGUACUUCAUACGGCCUUCCGAUGAGCAAGAUGUUGUCCCAGAUAAGAAUGGUCAGUUGCACAUCGUGUACAGGACCAAUGUCAAAACUAUGCAGCAGGAUGAUGUCCUGGUUCGAGAUGAACCACAGAAGGAUACGAAGUCAAGUAGACUGGAUAGACUUAGAGAACUUCUAUUUAGAAGAAAACCAAAGGCAAGAUUGAAGAGGGACGUACUUCCAGAAACAAAGUACAUUGAGCUAAUCUUAGUAAAUGAUAACAGAAUGUUCCAGAUGUAUAAAAAUAACACACAGCGGACAAGUAGCGUCGCAAAGACCGUAGCAAAUCUAGUAGAUGCGAUGUACAGUAAGCAGCUGAACACAAGAAUAGCACUAGUAGCGAUAGAGACGUGGGAUAGUGAAGACCAGAUAGCAGUGAACAGCGAUGCCCAGGAAACUCUCAGGCAGUUUCUGAAGUACAGAUAUCGGAACCUGUUAAACUGGCAGCCGCAUGAUGCAGCGCAUUUACUCAGCGGAAUGGCAUUUGCAGACGGGGUAACAGGUCAGGCCCCCAUCAACGGCAUCUGCACAAAACGGAACAGCGGAGGUGUCAACGAAAACCAGAAUCCCAGGAACGCCAUGGUGUUGGCUGUGACGUUAGCACACCAGCUGGGACACAAUCUGGGGAUGCACGACGAUAACGGAAGAGAUUGCUUUAAAGCCUGUCCAGAUUGGUACGGGUGCAUCAUGGAGAAUGAAAGAGGAAUUCAGCAGCCAAGUAGAUUUUCGGAAUGUAGUGUAAGGGACUAUCAAGAGCUACUCAUGAACGGACUCGGUGCCUGUAUCUUCAACAGACCUGAAAAGCUCCACGAGCCUCCCUAUUGUGGAAACGGAUUUAUAGAAGCAGGUGAACAGUGCGACUGUGGGCCUCCUACGCCGACGGAUAUGAAGUUCUACAAGCGGUGUGUAAAAUGCUGCGAUAGCUGUAUGCUGGCGGAGGAAGCAAAAUGCGCACACGGAGAAUGUUGUGACUUGUCGACAUGCAAUUUCAAGGAAAAGCACACAUCGUGUAGAGCGCCGGUCAACGCCUGCGACUUGGAAGAAAAGUGCACCGGCGAGAGUGGAGAAUGUCCAGACAACCUUUACAAGCAAGAUGGACAACUCUGCGAAGUCGAUGGCCACUGCUACUAUGGCGAGUGCAGGACAAGAACAAACCAGUGCAAAUAUGUCUGGGGUGAAGAUGUGCACACAGCAGAUGACAUCUGUUAUCAGAGGCUCAACAUCAACGGAAACCGGGACGGCAACUGCGGGAAGAGCGAAGAUGGCGGUUGGGACAAAUGUGAACCAAAAGACAUUUUUUGCGGCUACCUUCUGUGCGAUGGUAACGUGACAGUUCCCAGGGUCGGCGUUCUGGACGGCUCUCUCACGUCCAAGAGUUACCCAAGGACUGGCAAGACUAUGCACUGCAAGGGUGGCCACGUGUUGCUGGAUGACAGUAACAACAUCGGAUAUGUCCAGGACGGGACGACCUGCGGCACCAACAAGAUGUGCCACAGUGGGCGGUGUGUGGAGGUGUCUAACUUCAACAUCACGCCCUGUCCUGUAGGCGGCAAUGGGAUGCCCUGUUCUGGACAUGGAAAUUGCACCAACCAAGACAGCUGUUUAUGUGACACAAGAGAGUGGAGGGGCAGCGAUUGCGGUAACCCUGUUCCCGUGAGGAACCCAGAGGAUGACCUUGAAAUAAACCAAGGUACAACUAACGCAAUCAUAGGUUCCAUGGCGGGUACAUUGCUAGCCAUUGCUAUUGUAUUCGGUGGACUGGGGUGGGGAUUUCAGUAAGCACUUUCAAUGCAUUCGUGCCGUGUCUAGUUGAAGUUUGGCUCAGGACUGCAUAUCCUUCUGUCGUUUCUUCCAUGCCCUUACCUAUUGCCACUGCUCGUCCUUAUUCCCUAAAUACCCAGCACAGGUCUUUGCUGUUUCAUCUACGUAAAGUCACAACGUCAAUUUUCAGUUUUCCUAGGCCAAUUUUUUCAUUACCUUUUAAGCCGUCGAAGGGUAUGCAUUCUUGAUCAUAUUUUAGGACAUUGUGCCAUUUGUUCAUUCAUGACAAAGCCCCACCUCCUAUCCCGUAAUGCACCUGGUUGCGUGGGAUAUUAGGCAUGCGCAAAGCAUGAAUACCCGGAUGUUGCAUGACGUUCGUUGGCAGUAAAACAUAACGACGGUCGCCAUAUUGUCUACCUCUGCUUUUGACCAUCACCCUAAGGGUUUCUUUCAUUCGCUGCACCCUGUAGUUCCCCAAAAGUCGUCCCAACUCUGACGUGCGCUGCAUGUGACCUUCUGUUCCACCCCUCACGCUGUCUCCAUUCUGCUGCAUGACGAUUUUCAUCAUGGCAAAUCAUUCUUUUCUGCAUGUCCAGUGGCUGCCUUCCAAACGUCCGUUCACCCGUCCGCUUCUGUAGUAGGUAGAAACAUACAGGCAGCCGCUCCAACUCCUCGCCAGUUCCAGCAUCAUCAUACUGAACUCUAGGCAUGAUUGUUGCAAGUGACCCACCCUCAAAAAUUCAACCAAGAUUAGAUAUCACCAGACUGUACCACCAAACACUUAAAUAAGUCUCCCCAAACCCAACUUCAUCCCCUGAGUUUACA
Molecule: messenger RNA, 3467 nt
Organism: Branchiostoma belcheri (Belcher's lancelet)
Lineage: Eukaryota; Metazoa; Chordata; Leptocardii; Amphioxiformes; Branchiostomatidae
Product: disintegrin and metalloproteinase domain-containing protein 11-like
Exons: 26
Coding region: 348-2660 (770 amino acids)
Biological process (GO): proteolysis
Molecular function (GO): metalloendopeptidase activity
Source: RefSeq, a predicted model, not a curated record